Messenger RNA from Dicentrarchus labrax (European seabass), 2661 nucleotides. It is a transcript of the gene atp6v1b2a, whose product is annotated as ATPase, H+ transporting, lysosomal, V1 subunit B, member a. Lineage: Eukaryota; Metazoa; Chordata; Actinopteri; Moronidae. Gene Ontology annotation, biological process: proton transmembrane transport; ATP metabolic process. Gene Ontology annotation, cellular component: proton-transporting V-type ATPase, V1 domain. The record is from RefSeq and is a predicted model, not a curated record. Bases 116 to 1627 code for a protein of 503 amino acids. The transcript has 14 exons. Gene Ontology annotation, molecular function: ATP binding; proton-transporting ATPase activity, rotational mechanism.
GGUUCCUCAGUGUCAUAUGACCAGCGCUCUGCUGUCAUUUAUGCUAUUCAGCACCAGUUAGCAAAGCACAUCGAUCAACUUCAGCUUUCUCAGGUUUUCUUCUCUUUGUCCAACGAUGGCAACCUUGGUGGCAAACAGGGCAAUGGACGUCAACGGCUUGCAGGCAGCUGCGAGGACACACACCCAGGCAGUGACCAGAAAUUACAUCUCUCAGCCCAGGCUAACCUACUCUACUGUGUCAGGUGUAAAUGGACCCUUGGUGAUCCUGGAUAAUGUAAAGUUCCCCAGAUAUGCUGAGAUUGUUCACCUGACCCUUCCUGAUGGCACCAAGAGGAGUGGGCAGGUCCUGGAGGUGAUUGGAAGUAAAGCAGUUGUCCAGGUGUUUGAGGGAACAUCAGGCAUUGAUGCCAAGAAGACAGCUUGCGAGUUCACUGGUGACAUCCUGCGUACUCCUGUGUCAGAGGACAUGCUGGGGCGUGUGUUCAAUGGCUCCGGCAAACCCAUCGACCGUGGGCCCAAUGUUCUGGCUGAGGACUACCUGGACAUCAUGGGUCAGCCCAUCAAUCCUCAGUGCCGUAUCUACCCUGAGGAGAUGAUCCAGACUGGCAUCUCAGCCAUUGAUGGCAUGAACAGCAUUGCCAGAGGGCAGAAGAUCCCAAUUUUUUCUGCUGCUGGGCUGCCCCACAAUGAGAUUGCUGCCCAGAUUUGUCGCCAGGCCGGACUGGUGCAGAAGUCCAAGGAUGUGAUGGACUACAGCGCUGAGAACUUUGCCAUAGUCUUCGCAGCCAUGGGGGUCAACAUGGAAACUGCCCGCUUCUUCAAGUCUGAUUUUGAGGAGAAUGGCUCUAUGGACAACGUCUGCCUUUUCUUGAACCUGGCCAAUGACCCCACCAUCGAGCGUAUCAUCACCCCUCGCCUGGCACUCACUUCAGCAGAGUACCUGGCCUACCAGUGCGAGAAGCACGUCCUGGUCAUCCUGACUGACAUGAGCUCCUACGCUGAGGCUCUGAGAGAGGUCUCUGCUGCCCGAGAGGAAGUGCCCGGCCGUCGAGGCUUCCCCGGCUACAUGUACACAGAUCUGGCCACCAUCUACGAACGUGCUGGCCGAGUGGAGGGCAGGAACGGCUCCAUCACCCAGAUUCCCAUUCUCACUAUGCCCAAUGACGACAUCACCCAUCCAAUUCCUGAUCUGACUGGAUACAUCACAGAGGGUCAGGUCUACGUUGACAGACAGCUGCACAACAGACAGAUCUACCCACCCAUCAAUGUGUUGCCCUCACUGUCCCGUCUGAUGAAGUCAGCCAUUGGUGAGGGGAUGACCAGGAAAGACCAUGCAGAUGUUUCUAACCAGCUGUAUGCCUGCUAUGCCAUUGGUAAGGAUGUUCAGGCCAUGAAGGCUGUGGUGGGAGAAGAGGCCCUCACCUCUGAUGAUCUGCUCUACCUUGAGUUCCUGCAGAAGUUUGAGAAAAACUUCAUUGCUCAGGGCCCGUACGACAACAGGACAGUGUAUGAAACACUGGACAUUGGCUGGCAGCUGCUGCGAAUCUUCCCCAAGGAAAUGCUCAAGAGGAUUCCUCAGAGCACCCUGGCAGAGUUCUACCCUAGAGAGUCUGCCGCCCGUCACUGAGGGGUGCUCCAUUCUAGCCCCAUUCACCUUUCUACCCACCCUCUUUCCCUUCAUUCAGUUUCUUUCAUCUCACCCCACAGCCUUGCACUUCAGGGUGCUCGGAUACCAUCGUCAUCAAACCUUCACCCAUCUCAAACUUGGCUUCCUUUCUCCACUGUUCUUAUUACCUCCAGUUCAUUUUCUUGUCAUGAAUCAUCCCAACACCAACCCCCAUUUCCCCACCCUGAAUGAGAACAGGGCAAUAAUGUCCCCCUUCUGUAGAUGUACUGUAGCGUAUCAGUUGUGUAUGGAAAUUGUCUGUGCUUGUAAUGUCUUUCCUUGAGUGCAAAAACGUGAACAUAUCCUUGAAAUGAUAGAUCAGUCCUUUAUUUAUUGGGGUGUGUUACUGCUGGAUCCACCUCCUUGUUUUUUUAUUUUGAUUAUUUUUUUUUUUAAUAAAUGAUAUGUAAAAUCCAUCUCCUGCUGAAAACAAGAGGUUUCCAACUGUGUGUGUGUCUGUGUGUCUAUACAUACACAGUACCACUGCAGCCAGUAGCAGUAGGUUAGGCUCAUAAAGUUGGGUUUUUAUUAAUUCAACUUGAUUGUCAUUUUCUAAACUGAGAACUCUUUGAGUAUUUGCUGAACAACACAAAGUCACAGCUUCACAAACUGAACAUCAUAAACAUCACCACAGGGGUGAUUUUAUAGUCAAGUGUUUCUCUUAUCCACUGCCUAUGUAUUGUUUAAUAAUUGACAACUGCUGUAGUUUUUUUCAUCCAAACUCGGGUCACAAGCGAAGUUGAGAUGUUGACUGUAUGUUGCCCCCAGUACUUUGACUCACCUCUUUUGGACCAUCUUGCUUCCUCUACCUACUAUGGAAAGAAUACAGUGGAUGUUUACAUUAUUUGUGUUUUGCUGUUUGAUUUGUGUUGUGAAAAAAAGGAGUAUAUAAGAGUAUAUUAAACAUUCCCAUGUGUCUGCAGAAACUAAUUAUUUGUUGUGCUACAAUAAUGGUUUUGUGAGUUUAUGUCCAUGAAUAAAUUAAAUUAAGUAUG